Molecule: messenger RNA, 1182 nt
Organism: Aspergillus fischeri NRRL 181
Lineage: Eukaryota; Fungi; Ascomycota; Eurotiomycetes; Eurotiales; Aspergillaceae
Product: elongator complex protein 4
Exons: 2
Coding region: 1-1182 (393 amino acids)
Biological process (GO): tRNA wobble uridine modification
Cellular component (GO): transcription elongation factor complex; elongator holoenzyme complex; cytoplasm
Source: RefSeq, a predicted model, not a curated record
AUGUCGUUUCGCAAGCGCAAUAUAGGCUUGUCGGGAGCCGUCGAUCGCACGACUAUUGCCAAUACGUCUGCGCAGGCGCCGCAAGCCACCACUACUACAGAUUCGCAUCCCGGUAUCCGUCCCUCCCCCGACGAUGGGCGACCAACUACUUCGACAGGCACACGAUCGCUCGAUAACCUUCUGGCGGGGCACGGAGGGCUUCCUAUUGGGAAAAUACUCUUAAUUGAAGAGAAUGGGACUACAGAUUUUGCGGGUGCACUGCUACGAUAUUAUGCCGCUGAAGGUGUGGUGCAAGACCAAAUGGUUCACGUCAUUGGAAUGCCGGAACAAUGGGGUAGAAGUCUCCCAGGCUUAAUAGGUCCCGCAGACAUGCUGGACGAGAAAUCCGAUAAGAAAAAGAGCGAGCGCAUGAAGAUUGCUUGGCGGUAUGAGCGUUUGGGAGAAUUUGGUGCUGGAGUCGCGGGGUCCCGAGCUCCUGCUGUUUCAGGAGAACAGAGUCCAACAGCUGCUGAUAUGAACAAGCAAGAGGCGUUCUGUCACGCCUUUGAUCUCACAAAGCGUCUCACCCACCCUUCCAUAUCGAACUUGACAUAUAUACCCCUCACGCCGUCGAAUGAACCCUUGUUCAUCUCGAUUUACAAACGUCUUCAGACGGCAAUUGCUUCGAGUCACCCAAACACAGUACAUCGUGUCGUCAUUCCAUCCUUACUCAACCCUACGAUAUAUCCAUCCAAAGUCAGCCAGCCAGACCAUGUUCUGCCCUUUCUCCAUGCAUUGAGGGCAUUGAUGAAUACCCAGUGUCACCGCAUCACGGCAAUGGUCACAGUUCCUUUGUCUCUCUUCCCGCGCUCGUCAGGACUGGUGCGAUGGAUGGAGAUAAUCAGCGACGGAGUCAUUGAACUUUGUCCUUUCCCCCAUUCGGCCAAUGCCCUCGCAACAUCUGGGGCUGCGACAUCACAGGAGGAGCCACCACAAGGCAUGCUCAAGACUCAUAAGUUGCCAGUGCUUCACGAGCGUGGUGGCGGAAGUGAUCAGAACGUAGGACAAGACUGGGCCUUCACCCUGAGCAGACGAAGAUUUGAAAUCAAGCCCUUUAGCCUACCACCUGCUGAAGGAGACAAAGAGGCACAAGAUGCUGCGGGACCCGGCGGGAUGCCGAAGAAAGCGGACCUUGAGUUCUGA